Malania oleifera is the source of this 2909-nucleotide messenger RNA. Its product is annotated as transcription factor bHLH140. The transcript has 7 exons. Bases 407 to 2710 code for a protein of 767 amino acids. Gene Ontology annotation, biological process: single strand break repair; double-strand break repair. NCBI's taxonomy places the organism in Eukaryota, Viridiplantae, Streptophyta, Magnoliopsida, Santalales, Ximeniaceae. The record is from RefSeq and is a predicted model, not a curated record. Gene Ontology annotation, cellular component: nucleus. Gene Ontology annotation, molecular function: double-stranded RNA binding; mismatched DNA binding; single-stranded DNA binding.
GUAAGCAUUAUUGGACCUCGAUUUUGCAUAUCCACCAUUUCAAAAAAUUCUUUCUAGAUUGCAUCUUUCAGAAAUUAUUUAAGUAAAGCGAUGUUUUUUUUUAAUUUUUUUUAUUUUCUCUUUUAAAAUUCUCCUCGAGACCGUUCUGCGAAUGAUUCACUGAUCGCUGGUCAGCCGGCGCUUGAGACUUUUGGACGGCGGGAAGCUUGUUUAGUGCAGAAUUUUGCAAAAGCACUCGAACCUUGUCGACCAAAGAGCAGAUUUUGCCGGACUUUCCAGCAGAAAGCGAAGUGGGGUUUGCAGAGGCAGCGUCGCAACCCCAGAAACGUACUUGCAGCGGCAGCUUCGCCGUUAAUGCACGAUAUUCAAGUCACAACGCCUCCUGAGAACACCACAAGAUCCAGAAAUGGACAUGGUUUGCGAACCCACUUCUAGAGAAGGAGAAGAACAGGGGAAGCCCGUAUUGGUGAUACUGGUGGGUGCGCCAGGCAGCGGCAAGUCCGCAUUCUGCGAACGUGUAAUUGGUUCCUCCGCCCGACCCUGGUUCCGAGUCUGUCAGGAUACGAUUGGAAAUGGCAAAUCUGGAACAAAAGCUCAGUGUCUAAAGAGUGCAGCCAGUGCUUUGAAGGAUGGCAAAAGUGUAUUUAUUGACAGAUGCAAUCUAGACAGGGAACAACGUGCAGAGUUUAUGAAGCUUGGUUGUUCCCAAGUAGAUGUGCAAGCUGUAGUGCUAGAUCUUCCUGCCCAGGUUUGUAUUUCGCGAUCUGUGAAGCGGACUGGACAUGAAGGCAACUUGCAAGGUGGAAAAGCUGCUGCUGUUGUGAAUCGAAUGCUACAAAAGAAAGAAUUGCCUAAGCUGACUGAAGGGUUCUCUCGAAUCACAUUUUGCCAGAACGACUCAGAUGUUCAAGUUGCUCUUGAUACAUACAUUGCACUUGGUCCAUCGGAUACCCUUCCAUCUGGCUGUUUUGGCCAGAAGAAACCAGAUGCCAAAAUCCAACUUGGUAUUAGGAAGUUCUUGAAAAAGGUGGAAGUUCCUGUUAAUGCCAGUGCUGAUGCAAAGAUAUUGCAGGAUUCUGUUUCUACUGAAAGUAGUAAGGAAAUGGAUCCCUGCUGCGAAGCUCCUGAAAAUGCUUGCUCAUCAUCAGGUAACCCUGUUGAUAAGGCAGAUGUAGGUAAGAGCCGAGCUGUGGGCUCUGAUAGUGGUACUGUUUCUUCAAAUGAUGUUCCCACUUUAGCAUUUCCAUCUAUAUCGACUUCAGACUUCCACUUCAACCUUGAGAAAGCAUCUGAUAUCAUAGUUGAGAAAGUUGAAGAGUUCAUGAGUAAGCUUGAGAAUGCUAGGCUUGUUUUGGUGGAUUUGUGUCAUGGAUCAAAGAUUUUGUCUUUGGUUAGGGCUAAGGCUGCACAAAAAAACAUCAACUCGGACAAAUUUUUCACAUUUGUUGGAGAUAUAACUCGACUUUAUACAGGAGGAGGUUUACGGUGCAAUGUAAUAGCUAAUGCUGCCAACUGGAGACUGAAACCUGGAGGUGGAGGCGUGAAUGCUGCUAUUUUCAAUGCUGCAGGUCCAGCUUUUGAUGCUGCAACCAAGUUACGAGCUGGAUCUCUUCUGCCUGGGAAAGCUUUGGUUGUCCCUCUUGCUUCAAGUUCCCCGUUGUUCAGCAGGGAAGGCGUAACUCAUGUCAUACAUGUUCUUGGACCAAAUAUGAACCCCCAAAGACCAAACUGUCUCAACAAUGAUUAUAUUAAAGGUUGCAAAGUUCUCCGUGAGGUUUACUUGUCACUCUUUGAAGCUUUUAUAUCUCUAGUAAAGACCCAAGCAAAUUCCUCCAAGAGAGGUGAUGAAAGUUCAGGGCCUGAGUCUGAAUCUCAAGAUUACCUUCUAGAAGAAAUUCCUAGAAAUCAUUUUCUGAACAGUGAGCAGAAGUUCAAGAGGGAGGGUGUCCAUGAAUCUGAUAGCAACAAAAAGUCCAAAGGAGUACAAGAAGUGUUUGGCCAUGAUACUAAAGAUUGUAGAGAUGGAAAGGAAAUCCCAAACAAGGACAAGAUUGAUAAAAGCACCAUCAGAUCCUGGGGUUCCUGGGCUCAAGCUCUAUACAACAUUACCAUGCAUCCUGAGAGGCAUAUGAAUGAGGUGCUGGAAAUAUCUGAUGACGUUGUUGUAUUAAAUGAUCUUUUUCCCAAGGCACAGUGGCACCUUCUGGUGUUGGCACGAUUUAAAGGUCUUGAUUGUCUGGCGGAUGUACAGAAAGAGCACCUUUCUUUAUUAAAAACAAUGCAUACUGUGGGUUUGAAGUGGGCUGAAAAAUUUUUGUCUGAGGAUUCAUCAUGUGCAUUCCGCCUUGGAUAUCAUUUGAAUCCAUCAAUGCGACAACUGCACCUUCAUGUAAUCAGCCAGGACUUCAAUUCAAAGCAUCUAAAGAACAAGAAGCACUGGAACUCAUUUAAUUCUGGUUUCUUCCGUGAUUCAGUUGAUGUAAUUGAGGAAAUCAGCAAUCACGGGAAAGCAACAUUAAAAGAUGAUGACACCUUCUUGUCGAUGGAGUUGCGUUGCCAUCGUUGUAGGAGCGCUCAUCCUAAUAUACCCCGUCUCAAAUCACACAUUAGCCACUGCAAAGCACCUUUUCCGUCCACUCUUCUUCAAAAUGGUCGUCUAGUUCUUGCACCUGGUGACCCAGUUAGGCGAGCAGAUCAGGCUCACAGGUAGAGAGGCGACAGUGCUUCCCUAUGAGUAGAGUGAGUAUUUUUGGUAGGUUAUUUUUGUAUAGUUUUAGUUUCAGUGGAGGGCAUUUUGGAGGGCAGUUGUUUAUGUAUAUCUUGGGAUUACAUUAGCACUCUCGUAUUGUACUGUAUAUAUAUGAUUGUGGAUUUAUGUGAAUUCAGAUUCUCACUGCUUAGGCUGUAGU